CCUCUUCCUCGAGGUUCACUGUUUACAAACCCUAAGUCCUAUCGACUAUCGAGAGAGAACAAUUGCCCAAUUCACUGUCAAAUUUCAACAAUAAAGAAGAAAAGAUUUUGUAUCGAAACAUGUCAGAUGAUUUGGAGAAUUCGGUGAUUAACUUGAAGCUACUCAUAGAUGAAGAGAAAAACAAAGUUGUAUUCGCUGAGGCUGGUAGAGAUUUCGUGGAUAUACUCUUUAGCUUUUCGACUUUGCCAAUGGGAACAAUUGUUAGAUUGCUGGAGAUGCAUCAGAAGUCACAGGCAGUAGCUGUAGGUUGUUUCAACAACAUCUAUGGGAGUGUUGUGAGUAUGGGAAUGAAGCAUUUCAGUACUGAAGCUUGCAAGCAAAUGCUUUUGUAUCCGGGGAGUUUGAAUCAGGAGAAAUGUCAAAAGAUUAAGCUGAAGAUUGAUGAUUCCGAGGCUACUAAAUGUUUCAUGUGCCCUAUGUUUGUGCGAAGCGGACAAUGUAGUAAAGGGUAUAGCAAUUUUAAUACCUCGAGGUGUAGCUGUGGGAAUUUGAUGGAUGCAGUGAUUCAGUUUCAAGGAGAAGGAGGCCGAGGAAGCGUGGGAAAAGGUGUUGAAGGUGGAGUAUUUGUGAGGAGUGGUCAUACUUCAUUCAUAAUCACUGAUGAUUUGAAAGUGGAAGUUAACUCUGUUGGGUCAACACUUAAUGUUCUUAAAGAUCUUGGCUAUGCAGAUUGUGAUAAGUUGGUUGAAAUGAUUCUCGAGGUUAAUCUCCAAGAGGUAGCGACUUUGCUGGUGUGUUUAUUCACAUCGGAUACUCCAUUGAGCGAUACAUUUCUGAAAAAGAAAAGCUCAUGUGGAAGGAAGAAGGGAGCAUUCUAUAUGUUGAAUGUGGGAGCAUUCUAUAAGGUUGAUCUUCUUUUCUCUUUUCUUGCUAUGCCUCUGGAAUCUGUAUGGGAAAUCUCGGGCAGAGGAAUCAUCCUUGGAUGCAUUGGAAACUUGUGCAAAAGCUUCAAGGAUUUGAGUGUUGAUUCCGGAAGAGAAGCUUCAGCUUUUAAAUGUGUUCUUCCUCAUUACUACAAGUGUCAGAAGCAGCUGCUAAAUGAGGUUGUCACUACCCAUCAGCCACCUACUUAUUACCGUUUUGUAUCCUUCUCUGUGGAUCAUUUUAGAGAGUACUGUCUGUCUGAAAACUCUGGUAAGCGACUUGUUUAUGACUGGGAUAAACUCGUGCCUGUGACUUCGAUAGAUCCAAAAACCGAAGGCAACGACACUGCUGAAUCAAGUGGCUUUGUGAAGAGAGGGACAAAGUUCAUGGUGACAGAUGAUCUGAUCAUCACUCCUUCGAACUCAACCUCAACCAUUGGAUUCUUAAAGGAGAAACAGACCCGACUAGACGAAGUGGAAAUUCGAGUGAUCAAUAUGACAAAAGAAGAGGCCAUCAGAUUAUUGGGAGCUUCAAUGGUGACAUCAUCUGCCUUAAGCACUGGUCUGCUAGCUAUAGAAUCAGCUUCAACAAGUGAUCCUCAAUGCCGGUUCUUUAAGAAGCCGAAGAUUGAGUCUGAGACUGAGACUGAGACUUGAGAAGCAAUGUUCAAACCGAAAGUUCAUGUUCUUGCUAGAUUUGAUCACUAGAGAAUCUUUUGUUUAGCAUCUAACUGUUUCAAUUACUAUAUUAGUUUUUUUGGACAUGACUUUGUCUACUCUUUUGAGUAGCAUGUAACUGUUUCAGUUACUAUAGUAGCAUCUGACUGUUUUAGUUACAUACUCUGUUUAAUUCUUUUUUGGUACUCCUCGUUUUGUUUUCUUUUGCAAGACGUUGUAGUUUUCUAAAAAGGUUUAUCUGAUAUGAAAUGGCUUUAAGUACUGCGGAGCCUAAGUUUACUUUUGAGACUUGUCGUUGAUGAAGAGAAAAAUAAGGUUGUUUUGGCUGAGGCUUGUAGAGAUUUUGUUGAUGUUCUCUUCAGCCUUUUGACACUCUAUAAAAGUGUUGAAAAGGC
This is a messenger RNA of Arabidopsis arenosa, 1996 nucleotides long. Lineage: Eukaryota; Viridiplantae; Streptophyta; Magnoliopsida; Brassicales; Brassicaceae. The record is from the annotation of a GenBank genome assembly.